Molecule: messenger RNA, 2226 nt
Organism: Purpureocillium lilacinum
Lineage: Eukaryota; Fungi; Ascomycota; Sordariomycetes; Hypocreales; Ophiocordycipitaceae
Product: T-complex protein 1 subunit eta
Biological process (GO): protein folding
Cellular component (GO): chaperonin-containing T-complex
Molecular function (GO): ATP-dependent protein folding chaperone; ATP binding; ATP hydrolysis activity
Source: RefSeq, a predicted model, not a curated record
AUGGCCAAGGCCCUCGACGAGCACCUCCCCAACCGCGCGGACUACAGGGACAGGACACACAAGUUCUACACGGAGGGGAAGAAGGUGGCGGAGUUGCUGCGCAGGCUCAGGCCCCUCUGCCAGCGGCGGUUGAAGGGGGGGUUCGACAUGGAGGACACACCCUGGAGACGGACUCAAUUGUCGGUGUGCAUCAGCACCAUCAUAAGGAUAAUCAUGAAGCGGCCGACGGAGGUGAUACACGACCUGCGGAAACGCAGCCCAGGCCGGAUCCCUGACGAGGAGGGCGAAGACUGGUACAAGCUCGUGACGCUCAAGGGCGAGCUGGGGGCGGAAAGCCCCCAAAGGUGGUCCGUGCACUCCGGCCAGAGGCUGCAACAUUUUUUGGACGCCGCCUGGACGCUGGAGCUGCUCGACCUCGACGACGACACGCCCACCAGACCACUCGCAGCAUCGCCCUUGGACCCGUCCACGCCCGAACCCUCGUCGUCGUCCUCCUCCUCAUCGCAGCAUCUCGCCGACGGGUCACGGCAGCAGCACGCACCACCACCGCCCAUCAUGUCGUUCGGCGGGCAGACGCCCACCAUCAUCGUCCUCAAGGAAGGGACCGACACUUCCCAGGGCAAGGGCCAGAUCAUCUCCAACAUCAAUGCCUGCCUGGCCGUCCAAGCCACGAUAAAGCCCACGCUGGGCCCCUACGGCGGCGACCUGCUCAUGGUGGACGAGAAUGGCAAGCAGACCAUCACCAACGACGGCGCCACCGUCAUGAAGCUCCUCGACAUUGUCCACCCCGCCGCCCGCAUCCUCGUCGACAUCGCGCGAUCCCAAGACGCCGAGGUUGGUGACGGCACCACUUCGGUCGUUGUCCUCGCCGGCGAGAUCCUCAAGGAGGUCAAGGACCACGUCGAGCAGGGCGUCAGCUCCCAGAUCAUCAUCAAGGGCCUGCGGAAAGCCUCCCAGAUGGCCGUCAACAAGAUCAAGGAGAUUGCCAUCAGCACCGACGAGGGCAACCGCCGCGAGACCCUGUCCAAGCUGGCCGCCACCGCCAUGACGAGCAAGCUGAUUAAGCGCAACACCGACUUCUUCACAAAGAUGGUUGUCGACGCCGUCCUGUCACUCGACCAAGACGACCUCAACGAGAAGCUCAUCGGUAUCAAGAAGAUCCCCGGCGGGUCCCUCACCGAGUCGCGCUACGUCAACGGCGUCGCCUUCAAGAAGACGUUUUCCUACGCCGGCUUCGAGCAACAACCCAAGUCGUUCAAGAAACCCAAGAUUGUCUGCCUCAACGUCGAGCUCGAGCUCAAGGCCGAAAAGGACAACGCCGAGGUGCGCGUCGAGCAGGUGUCCGAGUACCAGGCCAUCGUCGACGCCGAGUGGCAGAUCAUCUACAAGAAGCUCGAGGCCAUCUCCAAGACGGGCGCCAAGGUCGUGCUUAGCAAGCUGCCCAUUGGCGACCUGGCCACCCAGUACUUUGCCGACCGGGAUGUCUUCUGCGCUGGCCGCGUCGCCUCCGAGGACAUGGAGCGCGUCGUGCAAGCCACGGGCGCCACCAUCCAGUCGACGUGUUCCGACAUCCUGCCCGAGCACCUCGGCACGUGCGGCACCUUUGAGGAGCGGCAGAUUGGCGGCGAGCGCUUCAACUUCUUCGAGGAGUGCCCCGAGGCCAAGACGUGCACACUGGUGCUGCGCGGCGGCGCCGAGCAGUUCAUCGCCGAGGUGGAGCGCUCGCUGCACGACGCCAUCAUGAUCGUCAAGCGGGCCAUCAAGAACCACCUCAUCGUCGGCGGCGGCGGCGCCGUCGAGAUGGAGAUCUCGGCCUACCUGCACCGCUUCGCCGACAAGAACAUCCCCCACAAGCAACAGGCCAUCAUCAAGUCCUUCGCCAAGGCCCUCGAGGUCAUCCCCCGCCAGCUGUGCGACAACGCCGGCUUCGACGCCACCGACAUCCUCAACAAGCUGCGCGUCGAGCACCGCAAGGGCAGCACCUGGGCCGGCGUCGACUUCAAGAACGAGGGCGUCGCCGACAUGAUGGAGCGCUUCGUCUGGGAGCCCGCCCUCGUCAAGGUCAACGCCCUCCAGGCCGCCACCGAGGCCAGCUGCCUCAUCCUCGGCGUCGACGAGACCAUCCGCAACGAGGAGAGCGCCAAGCCCCAGGCUCCUGGGCAGCUGCCCCCCGGCGCGGCCCAGAGGGCGGUCCGCGGCAGGGGACGGGGUAUGCCUCGCAGGUAA